AUGUCGCUCGCAGCCAGGUCUGCGACGAGCGACCCGAUCCAGUCGGUCUCGGUCCCGUCCUUCACCAAGCUCGCCGCAAAGCCCGACCCGCACGUCGCCUUCACCGUCUCGAUCUCGCUCCCCACACGGACCUACUCGAUCCAGCAGCGCUACUCUGCGUUCGCCGCCCUAUACCACAAGCUCGCCGCGACGUGCGGCGCACCGCCGCCCGCCGAGCUCCCGCCCAAGCACCCGGGCAGCUGGUUCCUCGCCCCACUCGCCGCCGCUCGCGACCUGUCGGACGCCCAGCUCGAGGAGCGCCGCGCGGGACUCGAGCACUGGCUGAGGGCCAUCCUCGCCGACCGAGACCCGCGGUGGCGCAGCAGCCGCACGUUCAAGGACUUUCUCGCGGCGCCGCCAGACGGGGCCGGCGGCGGCGGGCAGGCGGCACCAGGCGGCGAGGGCGCGGUCAGUCGCAGCUGGACCGCAACGGCGUGGACGGCCGAGCACGCCGCCGUCGAGGGCGCGGCCCGUCAACUGCGCACGACGCUCGACCGCCGCGACGCGCAGCUGCUCGCGAGCUCGUCGACGGCGCACGCGACGGCCAAGGAGGCCAAGACGGCGCUCGUCGACCUCGUACGGCGCAUCGGCGACCUCGCCAACGGCCUCCAGGUCCUCGCCAAGGACGGCAUGACCGAGGGAGAGCUGCACCGCCGCAGCGCCCUCGUCGAGCGGCUCCAGGGCGAGGUCGAGGAGCUCGGCCGCAAGGCUGGUCGCGGGCCGCGAGCCGGCGCAGGGCGCACGGGCCCGUCCUCUCGAGCAGGCGACGAUGAGCCGCCGACGGCUGCACGGCAAGCCCUGCUGAGCGGCGCCGGGCGCGCACCCGCACGCGUGCUCGGCGCCGCAGCCGCCGCAUCCCUCGAGACGCCCGAGACGCGCGCGCUCGACAACGGCGGCGUCCUCCAGCUCCAACAGCAGUACAUGGACGACCAGGACUCGAAGCUCGAGGCGCUCACGGCGGCGCUGCGGCGGCAACGGCACCUCGGCGAGAUGAUCAACGCCGAGCUCGCGCUGCAGGAGGACGUCCUCGACCAGCUCGACGCCGGGACCGACCGCGUCAAGGGCAAGAUGAAGGACGCGCAGAAGCAGAUGAAGCGGCUCUAG
This is a messenger RNA of Rhodotorula graminis WP1, 1143 nucleotides long. RefSeq lists its product as uncharacterized. Bases 1 to 1143 code for a protein of 380 amino acids. NCBI's taxonomy places the organism in Eukaryota, Fungi, Basidiomycota, Microbotryomycetes, Sporidiobolales, Sporidiobolaceae. The transcript has a single exon. The record is from RefSeq and is a predicted model, not a curated record. Gene Ontology annotation, molecular function: phosphatidylinositol binding.